CUCAGUCAGUCACUUCAGUUGGUUUAGCAGCUUUGCAUCGCUUGCUGUUUCUGCUCAAUCCGACUGUUAAAAUCCGUGAAUACUUUGUCCGAACUGUGUGAUCUCUGAUCUGCGUGAUCUCUGAUCGGCAUUAGGAGAGAUUUCCACACAGAUUUUCGACAGAACAGAGGGUAAAGCACCAGCGUGUGAAAAAUGCCCCAGUACAAACGUGUACAUUUCGAGGAGUCCACAGAGCUCCUCCCCCUCCUAACCAUCAGAGGAGUAAAGCCCCCACACCCCCCACCUGAAAGGAGCUCCAACAUAAAACCUGAGAGCCGUAGAGUUGUUUCCGGCAUCUCAAGGAAUGCUUGGAGUAUAGAGUCGACAUACCCCUUCAUAAACAUCAAAGGUGUUGGUGUGUUCUCUCCACACCCCCCGCCUGACCUGAGGUCCCAUACAAAACCUGAGAGCCGUAGAGCACCGUCCGGCAUCUCAGUGGAUUGUGGGAACGUUAAUGCUUCCCAACAAUCGAAACACCUCCGUCCCUUAAACCACAGAGGCGUUGGUGCAUUGCGGCCACAUCCACCAGACAGAAGCUCUGUGAGGGAUCCCGACGGCCGCAAAACCAUCCUCAAAGUCUUGAAGGAUUAUGGGGACAUUACUGGCCUCCCUCCCGUAAACUGCAAAGGUGUGCCACGUCCAGACUUGCAUGAAAGAUGUAAAGUUCUUCCUGCCAUUACAAAGGCCUGUAAGAACAUUACUGCACUGCAGCAAUCCAAGGACCUCCCCCCCUUAAACGUCAGAGGUGUUGGUCUACAUUCACCACAUCCACCAUCUGACGUUACCCCUCAAAUUAAACCUGAGGGCCACAACGUUCUUCCCGCAACCUCAGAGAAGGAAUGCGGGAACAUUAAGGGUUCCCAGAAGUCUAAACUUCUUCCCUUAAACCAAAGAGGACUGAGGCCAAAGCCACAGAAGAAAAUACAGCGGUGGGAACCUAGUGAUGAAACUUUUGCUUUCAUCUGUAAAAGAAUGAUAGAAGAUACGCAGAUGGACCGAGCGUAUCAAAACAGCCUUUCUGUAGCAGAUCGAGAGACAUUCUCAUCUAGGUGUAAAAAACUUAAAAUGGAUGACAUGAAGGAUAUCAUUUGGAGAAAGAAGAGUUGAGGUCACUACACGUACUGUUGAAGGAGGCUGAAGGAACCCUGGAGGACGCCCGAAUGACUCUUUGAGAUUACACACACACACAAUCACACAUGCAUAUACACAAAGACGCAC
This is a messenger RNA of Triplophysa rosa, 1257 nucleotides long. RefSeq lists its product as uncharacterized. The transcript is spliced from 10 exons. NCBI's taxonomy places the organism in Eukaryota, Metazoa, Chordata, Actinopteri, Cypriniformes, Nemacheilidae. The record is from RefSeq and is a predicted model, not a curated record. Bases 193 to 1146 code for a protein of 317 amino acids.